UGAUGAUGGUGUUCUAUCUUCUGGAUUAAGAUGAUGGUCGUGGGAGUGGAUUUACAAAUGUUGUAAUUGACACUUCAGUGGUUAUUGGCUCUUUGUAUAUUAUAUGGAACGAAAGGUAUUGUGAGAGGAGCUCUUCUGUUUAAACAAUUAAUUCUAUUCUACACACCGGAAACUGUAGAGAAUGGAAGACAUUUUCAUGUACCGAGGACUGCGACCAUGGCUAUAUCCGGACAUCAUCUUCAACUUGACUUCAUGUGGCAAACAGUUCAAGACUAAUGUCCAGAUUCUUCAUGGAUUAAGUGAGAAGUCCUGCACCGAGAUCGUGAAUCAUUUCCAAAUCCAGAUCGCUUCCUACCAGAAAAUAGUAAAAAAAAGACAUCCUUAUUCUUAUGUUCCUUUUUCUGCUGGACCUCGGAACUGCAUAGGUCAGAAAUACUCAGUGAUGGAAAUGAAAGUAAUUUUAUCAAGUAUCCUAAGGCGCUUCUAUGUCACAUCAUUAGACAACAGAGAAAAGGGGUUCGUUUGGAUAGUUGAUGUUAUAUGGUGUGAAGAACGCUCAAUCAGCAGGCGGCAGUAGAAAAUAAAAUAACGCCGUUUAUUUACACGAAGACACACAGGACAGCACAAAGACGGCAACUAUAUACAGCACAGAAGACGAUUAUCUUCAGUCGAGACGUGCAGCAUACAACAAGAAUCUACUGCAGACAAUAGUGCACAGCUUAGUUCAGUACUAGCUUGACUCCGUCACUGCUCCGCUUAUCCCUGGAAGGCCGUUAUCACCGUAAGGUAGAAAGAUAAUAAUCAGAAUAUGACCAGGGUCUG
Argiope bruennichi is the source of this 822-nucleotide messenger RNA. Its product is annotated as cytochrome P450 4C1-like. Gene Ontology annotation, molecular function: oxidoreductase activity, acting on paired donors, with incorporation or reduction of molecular oxygen; monooxygenase activity; iron ion binding. The transcript has 6 exons. Bases 182 to 577 code for a protein of 131 amino acids. The record is from RefSeq and is a predicted model, not a curated record. NCBI's taxonomy places the organism in Eukaryota, Metazoa, Arthropoda, Arachnida, Araneae, Araneidae.